Messenger RNA from Aptenodytes forsteri (emperor penguin), 8801 nucleotides. It is a transcript of the gene GCC2, whose product is annotated as GRIP and coiled-coil domain containing 2. Gene Ontology annotation, biological process: late endosome to Golgi transport. Gene Ontology annotation, cellular component: Golgi apparatus. Bases 21 to 5063 code for a protein of 1680 amino acids. The record is from RefSeq and is a predicted model, not a curated record. NCBI's taxonomy places the organism in Eukaryota, Metazoa, Chordata, Aves, Sphenisciformes, Spheniscidae. The transcript has 22 exons.
UUCAAGAUGCUGGGCAAGAGAUGGUGGCGUCUUCUGUCACACCAGGAUCAGGAAAAUCAAAGCUGGACACAUUGCCCAAAGAAGACCUCAUCAAGUUUGCAAAAAAGCAAGUGAUGCUUAUACAGAAAGCAAAGUCAAGAUGUACAGAACUAGAGAAAGAGAUUGAAGAACUCAGAUCUAAAGCAGCUACUGGAGGAGCUGAUGAUAUUAUUCAGGCUCUCACAGAAAGACUGGAUGUUGUACUUCUGGAAAAAGCUGAAAGUCAGCAGCAGUGCUUAGCUCUGAAAAAAGAAAAUAUUCAAAGAAAGCAAGAAGCAGAGGCUGCAGUGGCUAAGACAGAAGAAUUGCAGAAGCAACUGGAGCAAUUAAGUAUUGACUCUCUGAAAGAAAGAAAAGCUCUGAAGAGUGAAUUAGCAAAUGCACAAUGCAAACACAAUGAGGACUUAACAAAGCUGAAAAUAGAAUUAGAGGAACAAGAGAAGAAACAAAUGGGGCUGGUGGAACAGAUUGAACAUCAUAGUGAUAGUCAAAAAGAAGUUAAAAGAUUACAAGAUUAUAUCCAAAUAAUUAAAUCUACUUAUGAGGAGCAAAUUUUGUGUCUGAGCAAGCAGUUGGAAACUGUGAAUGAAGACAAAAACAAAGAAGUGACAAAUCUGCAAGAAACUAUUAAAAGCAACUCUCAGUGUUACCAUAAUGAAAUCAAUAAUCUGAAUGAAGAGCUUAAAAAAUUAAAAACUGCCCAUCAGGAAGAGGUGUCAGAGUUGAUGCAUCAGAUUGAAAUAUCUUGUAAAGAAAAUGAAGAAAAGCAAAAUCAGAUAAAUCAGUUACAGCACAAUUUGGCAGAGGAGGGCUUCAUAAAAGAGAAAAAUGCGAAGGAUGAAAUGUGUGCUCAUACUGACCAGCGUGAGUAUGACUUGGAGCAGCUGAGAGAAGUCUUAAAUAAAAAUGUAGAAAGCAAGAUAGAUCUUGUAGACUCACAAGAAGAACCUUGUGUAGAAGCGAAAAUGGAAGAAAAGGUUAGGCACCUGGAGCAUAGCUUAGAAGAGCUCCAGUCCCAACAUAGUAUAUUAAAAGAUGAGUUAACUUACAUGAGUAAUGUUAAACUAAAACUGGAAGAGGAAAUCCAUCGCAUAAAGGACGAGUACUUUCAUGAGCGGGAAGACUUGGACUUUAAGAUAAAUGAAUUGCAGCUUACUAAAGAAGAUUACUGUGGUGUAAUCGAAAAACUGAAAUUGGAGCUUCAAGCAGCAAGACAGCACUGUGAAACCGCUGUGAAAGAGCAUAAGUUAGAAACUCAAACUCUGAAAGAGCAACAUAAGAGAGAAAUUUCUGAACUAAAUGAAACUUUAUUAUCUGGUUCUGAAAAAGAAAAGAUGGCAUUAGUUUUUGAAAUGCAGGAACUUAGAGAACAGCUUGAAAAGCUAACUCAGGAGAAAGAAGAAGCAGUGUCCAGUUACAACAGCCUGAGAGAAACAAUGGAAACUCUACAGACUGAGCUAGGGGAAUCUGCUGGAAAGAUCAGCCAGGAGUUUGAAUCAAUGAGACAACAGCAAGCUUCUGAUGUCAGUGAACUGCAACAGAAACUCCGAGCUGCUUUCAAUGAAAAGGAUGUUCUUCUUGAAACUGUGAAUCGCCUCCAGGAAGAAACAGAAAAAUUGUCAUCUAAUCUGCUAGAGAUAGAAGAACUUAAAUGUAAAAUUGUUAGUCUUCAGGAGGAGAAUAACACAAUAACAAGCUCCCUCACUGCUGUGAAAGAACUGGAAGAGAAGAUCGUUGCUCUUACUGAUCAAAACAAGGAUAUUUUAAAUGAAGUAAAAUGCUUGGGUGAAGAGAGAGAAAACCUUCAGGAAAGGUGCAAGCAAGAACAAAGAAAAGUUCAGGAACUUCAGCAAGAAGUAGGUGUUGCUAACCAGUACAACAGCGACCUGAAGAAAAAGGUGGCAGAAUUAACAGAGAGACUGAACGAAGCUUUAACUAGGAAGAGUGAAAAUGCUCAAACGCUAGAGCAACUGGAAAACCAGAUUGAAACUCUGGUGCGUGAAAGAGAGAACCUUUCAUCUGAAGCAUAUACUCUUCGUGAGGAAAAUAAGAAAAUCAUUCAGGAAAAAGGCGAAUUAAGUGAAGAGCUGGAAAAGUUUACAUCUGAAAAAGAUGGUUGGUUAGUGUUGAAAGAGCAGUCUGAAAACUUAGAAAAAAACCUACAAAUGAUGACUGCAGAAAAAGACCAUAUAUCAACAUUACUUGAAAGUGAAAAAGCGCACAGAUCCCUUGUAAGAACUCAGCUGUACCACUUACUUGAGCAAGUGGGGUCCAGCGUUUCUGAUGCUGAUGAAGAAUAUGAUUCUUUUAACUUGUUACAAAUUGCAAAUGAAUGCUUGGCAAAAAUGAAAGAAGAGCAGUGCCUUGCUGUACAGAACGAGGAGAAAGUUCUUCAUUUGCAGCGGGAAGUUGAGAGACUAGAGGAAGAAAAUGCAGCUCAAUAUGCAGAACAUAGAUCCCUGAUUCAGGAUUUUGAAAAAGAAAAGGACCUCUUGAGAGAAGAAUUGGAAGGAGUGUUGUCUGAAAAAGAAGCACUUCAACAUGAUAUCCAGGAGCUGAAGAAUGCCAGUGAAAAAACAAGGAUUGAAAAUCAAGAUCUUUUAGCUAAUACUGAAGAAAUCACUCAAAAACUUGCUUUUUAUGAAAGUCAAAUACAAGAACAGCAAAAAGGAUCAGAAAACCAAGACGACUUAAAUUUGAUUCUGGAACAAAAGGAAACUGAGCUUAGAAAUGUGAAAGACGAACUGAGUUCUCUAAAGAAUUUAAUGGAGACAUUGACUGAGAAAACUGAUCAACAGUCUUCGGUAGCAGAGCUUCAAGAAAAAAUUGGAAGGCUGGAAAAAGAAUCUGCAGAAAAAGGAGAGAAGCUAAAUAAAAUUAAGGUCGUUGCUGUGAAAGCAAAGAAAGAAUUAGAUGCCAGCCGAAAAGAGAUGCAGACUCUGAGGGAAGAAUUGGAGUUGGUUCGAUCAGAAAAAGAUCAGUUGUCUGCUUCAAUGAAAGAUGUCAUUCAAGGAGCUGAAAGCUAUAAGAAUCUUUUGAUGGAAUACGAUAAGCAAGGAGAACUGCUGGAUUCUGAAAAAGGCAGAGCAAAUAAUCUUGAACGUCAGGUAGAUGACCUCACAAGACAGCUACAGGUGUCAUCCCAGCAGCAUGAUCAGUUACGCUCUGCUAAUGAAGACCUCCUGGCUCGUGUUGAAACACUGCAAUGUAAUGCUAAGCUUCUGGAAGCUCAGAUACUGGAGAUACAAAGAGCCAAGGCAAAGGCUGACAAAGAACUAGAAGCUGAAAAGCUUCUAAAAGAACAGAAGACAAAGGAACAUAGUGGUGCUCUCCGAGAAAUGGAGGAGCUUCAGAUGCAACUACAGAAGGAAAAGAAACAUCUGCAGAAAACUCUGCAAGAACUAGAGCUGGCCAGGAAGGAUGCUCAAAAGAGUACACUGAUGGAUAUGGAAAUAGCUGAUUAUGAAAGGCUAGUAAAAGAACUUAAUCAGAAGAUUACUGAUAAAGACAGCAGAAUAGAAGAUCUUGAGCAAGAGACGGGGAUUCAGAAACAGAAGCAAGAGACCCUACAGGAAGAAAUAAAGUCACUUCAGUCAGCUAUGCAACAGGAUGAGGACAGAAAUGCCAAGAUAAAACAACUCCUGGUGAAAACCAAAAAAGAACUUGCUGAUUCAAAACAAGCUGAAAAUGACCAUCUGAUGUUGCAGGCAUCAUUAAAAGGGGAACUGGAAGCCAGUCAACAACAAGUGGAAGCCUAUAAGAUUCAAGUGGCUGUACUAACAUCAGAAAAGCAUAAAGUUCAGGAACACCUGCGAACUUCUUCAGAGCAACACCAGCGUACGUUGAGUACUUACCAGCAAAAAAUUGCAACCUUGCAAGAAGAGUGCAGAGCAGCCCAGGCUGAACAAGCAUCUGUUACAUCUGAAUUCGAGAGCUACAAAGUCCGUGUUCAUAAUGUUCUAAAACAGCAAAAGAAUAAAUCUGCUUCUCAGACAGAAUCUGAGGGAGCCAAACAAGAAAGAGAACAGUUGGAAAUGGUGAUAGAUCAACUUAAAGUCAAGCUGCAAGAUGCUCAGCAUAAUUCACAGAUGAAUGCGUCUGAACUCCAGGCGUUGCAGUCUGAACAUGACACCCUGCUGGAAAGACACAAUAAGAUGCUGCAAGAGACUGUUGCAAAAGAGGCAGAACUCCGUGAAAAGCUCUGCACAAUACAAUCUGAGAACAUGGUGAUGAAAACAGAGCAUGCCCAGGCUUUGAGUCAGCUGACAGCCCAGAACGAAGCUCUCCGGAACAAUUUCAGAGAUCAAGUCAGGAACCUGCAAGAAGAGCACAGGAAGACAGUAGAGACACUUCAGCAGCAAUUGUCCAGAGUAGAAGCUCAGCUCUUCCAACUCAAGAGUGAACCAAGCACUAGAGGUCCAGCUGUUUCAAAUCCAGCAACGAAGAACUUAAGAGAACGGCGAAACACUGACCUUCCUGUUCUCGAUGUGCACACUGUAGCUAGGGAGGAGGGAGAAGGCAUGGAAACAACGGACACAGAGUCUAUCUCUUCAGGCAGCACCUAUGUACCAUCCUUGGAACAACUUCUGAACUCCCCGGAAGCAAAACUUGAACCAUCUCAGUGGCAAACAGAACUCACCAAGGAUGAGCUGAUUCAGAAACUAAACACAACAGCGAAGAGUGCUGAUCACUUGAAUGAAUUACUUCGUGAAUCAGAAGCAACCAAUGCAAUCCUAAUGGAACAAAUAAAGCUUCUUAAAAAUGAAAUAAGAAGAUUGGAAAGAAAUCAAGAGAGAGAAAAGUCUGUGGCUAAUCUAGAAUACUUGAAGAAUGUUCUAUUGCAGUUCAUAUUUCUAAAAUCAGGAAGCGAGAAAGAAAGGCUGCUCCCAGUAAUAGACACCAUGUUGCAGCUCAGCCCUGAAGAGAAGGGGAAGCUAGUUGCCAUUGCCCAAGGUGAGGAAGAGAGUACCUCACGGCCCUCUGGGUGGGCUUCAUACCUCCACAGCUGGUCGGGACUUCGAUGAGACAGUGGAAAUGCUGAAUCUUUAAACACAUUCCACAGUUGCCGAAAGAGAAAUCUUAAUGUAGAAGAACAAUCUGUUGGUGUUGUAGCAUUGAACUACAGGGUUUUAUUUCUGUGUGUUAUUUUCAGCUUUUUAGGCUCUUCUAAGAAAGAAGCCCUCAGUAGCUCUGAAAGACUGUUCUAUAUUAUGCUCUGACAGCAGUGAACUAUUCCUCCUGUAAAUGUUAAAGCUGAUGAUCAGAAGUAUAAUGAGAAGUGACAAAUUAAUUGCAAAUUGCUUGGAAACAGAAUUUGACAAACCUGUGAUGGCUCUUUUGAUAUUGAUUUAAAAAACUUGAUCUAAUAUAGUAACUGCAAUAACUAGACUUUAGACUUAAAGCAUUUUAAAGUGUUUACAGUUUCUUUCACAUAGUUUCGUCAGCUUGCUAAUCUAUAUGGUUAGUGUUAUUCUCUGCAAGUUGAAGAAAUUAAAAUUGAGUUAUUUCCUCUCUGGUGAUGCUUACAAAACGUAAGAUCAUUAAGAAACAGAAACGGCAUUUUCUGCUUUGACUUGAUUAAAUUUUUAGUCUGGGUUUUUUGGGGUUUUUUUUUUUUUUUUGCAAAAGCUGGAUUGAAAAUAUGAAGGCAGCGGUCCACAAAACAUAGAGGGUGCCUAAGACUGUAAUGAAAUAUAAUGCUUGGCACACCUGGGGCAUGGUGCUAUAGUAGAGAUUAAUGGCAUCUGUGGAAGUCUUGGGAUAGUACACCAAGAAUCAGAGGUCGUAAGUGAGCUGAAGCUUUGGGAGAAAGGGCUUAAGCUAUGGCUUUUUAACCUGAGGUUGGAAGUUUGUGUUCAAGACUGGGAAGAAAUGUUUCAUUACUGUCGUGAUGCCUAUACUUAGAUGAAAAGACUACUCAUACUGACUUAGUCAUAUUGAAGACACUAAAGAAGAAUCUGAGUCUGGAGGUCAGACCCCUAACAAUAACUUCUGAGAGAAAAGGACAGAACUUUUGUCAAUAGAUGCAUCUUUUAAAUGUUCUAAUGAUUGAAGAUGUGUUAUCCUUCUCUCACUUCUCUGUGUUUGCACGUCAUUUGCACAAAUCUUACGCAUAGAUGAGAUAAUCUCUGUUCCAGGUUAUUCAGAAGAAUGUUUGGGUUUUUUCCAAGAAAAAUACAUCUCUGCCUUAGAAUUACUUUUUCUGUUAACAACACAACAUCUUUUUUUAGCUUCAGUCUUCUUUUUCCCCUUUCUAGUCCAUGCUGCCUUUCACCAUCUUAAUUUAUUUGUAAGUUAUUAAAAUGCGUACACACGUUUUUAAACCCUGCUUACCUUCCAACAAGAGUCUUUCCAUCUUUUUCACUCAUAUUUUCAUGCUCUCUGUGCUGUUUUAUAGUGAAUCAUUCCCCGGUAUACAUACCAAUGUGAAAUAGUAUUCUUUCUUUCCUAUCUAUCUUAGUUGAGGCUCUGAGGAAAUGAUGCUCAUUCCUUUAAUAUUAACCUUAUUCGGGACUGAGAUUAAUCUGGACAUAAGAACAGCAGAAAGGCAGCACAUGUUGAGAAUAAAGUGUUCAGUAACUGUGCUUUUGGUUUAAUUUUUUGCUUCUUGUAUAUAUUUCAGUACACAAUCAACAAAGCCAGCAGGCUUUAUUUAGAUGUUUUAAUUCCUUUCCACAGUCUUAAGCACCUUCCCCCGCCCCGAUAUGUGUUCUAACUGGAAUCUUUAUGGUUUGUGCUACCAGUGAAAACAUUUUCUGUGGACUUUCAGAUCACAGAACUGAUAAAUGGUAGUGUGGGGAUGAGUCUUUUAGGCAUCUGUAGUUUGGAAAUGUAGAUAGCAAACAUAAGGCUACGUUUAGGCUUUCUUGCAUUUGCUUUUGAAACGAUUACCAUAUCUUCGGCAUUCACGAUUUGCUCCAAAUCUCGGAUGUUGAAUUCUAACUCCUUAUUCACAGCUGGAUUUGGUUAGUGUCACUCAAAAGAAUGCCAAAACAGAGUGACAGGAGAGAUUUGAAAUAUGCAUAAAAAUAAGCGCAAGUCAUUCUCCUGCUGUGAUUUUAACAAUGGAAGCAUAUGAGUGGAAGGGUACGACUUUGCAAACUGAGUUUGAACUAAGUAAGACAGCUGUCCUGAUCUAGUCUCUUCUGCACAGUAUCUGCUCAGCCAUCUCUAAUGAGCUGUGACAAGUUGCUUUUAAAAUGCACGUAUUUCAGAACUGUAGAUUAUUUAACAUUGUAAGCUGUGAAUAAAUGCACGCAAGUAACAUACAUCACUGGCUAUAUUAAAUACCAGUUGCUUAUUGACUUCUUUCAGGUCUGAGUUGCAUGCUCACUGUUUUUAGUAAAACUCAAGUAUUGUACUUACGAAUGUAGUGGACACCUCUUGCAUUACUAUAUGUAUUUUUUUUUACGAUGGAAGAUUAAGAUCUUAAUUAAUGUAAAGAUAUUUUAAUAACUGCUACUAAACUGUGUUCUGUUGCUAAGAUUGCCAGAACUUACCCUUGUGGCAAUAAACUGUCUGUAGGCAAAUAUAUCAAAGUUUAAUAUGCACUUGCAGUAAAUGGCAUAGAAGAAUGUGGACUUGGAAGCAGGAUUAUUUUGCAUAGAAACCUUUUUGUAUGUCAUAUAUUUGCAUUUGUAAUGUACAGCAUUGUAGCUGUGACUUGCUUUCAAAAAGCAAUUUAAAAUUGUAACUAGUAUUGCUGCUUCUUGAUAUACUGUGGUGCUCUUUUUUGGAAGAGCACAGUGCUGACUUUGCUUUCUGGUUCUUUUGUUUGUUUGUUUUCUUUACGGUGCCAUAUUUUGGUGGGAUGUUACCCAGAAAAUGUAACCCCUGCCCAAAGAGUUUACAAGCUUAGGACCAAAUUUUACUCUUCUAUCAGCCUGCCUUCAGCCAAAGCUUAAAGAGGGCAUAAUAAAAAAAAAAAACAAAACAAAAACCACCAAACCAAAAAAAGACACUCUACUGUCACUAUGCAGAGUAUAUAUUAAUUAAAAACCAAAAAUGGGAGUGAUUCCGAGUUCACAGGCCUGUGUGUGCACUGUAGCUGCAUUUUUAAACUACCUGUACUGGCUGAACGGGAAUGAAUCAUGUGCCAUCCAUGUUCCCUUUACCCAGAAGGGAGACCCACCUGCGCAAGCGAAAUGCGCUCCAUUUGAAAGCCGGGAAGACCAGAGCUUGUCAGGCUGUAGCGCAGAUGUGGCCAGUGGGAUUUGGGGUUCAGGAUGGCCAAAGGGAACCCGCGUUAGAAGUGAUACAUGGGAGAGUAGAGUUGCUUUUUUCUUUCGUGACCCUCCUUCCCCAAAGCAUAAUUGAGAGAAUACAUGGUUAGAUUAUUUUCUAAAUGUAAAUCUUCCUUUGGCUGUCGCCCUCCAUCCUUUUGCUUUGAUAACAGACGCUAUAUCCUGGAAUUGUGGAGGAAUAUUUAAAAACUCUCCUUAGUUUGUACUAAGUGGCUUUGAAGGCAGCUUAACCACCUGUGCUUCAUUUGGCUUAUGCCUCGGCUUCACCCAGUGCACCAAUACUUCCUCAACUACCUGAUAGUUCUACUACUGCUGGUACUGUGAAAAUAUCUCCCUCGGGAGCCUUGCAAAUAGCAGUUACCGCCCACGAGCUGAGAAACCAAACGUAUGAAGAGGUACAAAUAUAUUUGUUGUAGUAAUUUCAGAAUUGCUAGUCUGAAUAGAGAAGUGUUUUGGUUGGAAAUGCGGCUUUGGCCUUCUCAUGCGGCCAUCACUUCAAUAAAAUUCACCUUUACCCAA